This is a messenger RNA of Heterotrigona itama, 968 nucleotides long. NCBI's taxonomy places the organism in Eukaryota, Metazoa, Arthropoda, Insecta, Hymenoptera, Apidae. The record is from the annotation of a GenBank genome assembly.
AUGGAACCAGACGAGGGGGAGACAUAUCCGAAGCAAGGAACGACAACACGUAACGAGAAGAACACGACCAUCGACUACGAUGAAGACAGAGUAAGGUUAGAGUUAACGAAUCCUGUGUAAAAAAAAGUUGUCGCUUGUGUUUACAAAAUGUAGUUAAUCAAAGAGGACAACAUUAUUAACCGUAAUCAUUUCAGCUGCACGAGAUGACAGCGUCGUAUUCGGAAAUAUCGUUCGAUUCACAAUCAUCUCCGCCUGUUUCGGAGUUGAGAUCGUUGAUCGAUUCACCGGAUAUUGAUGGGACGAGAUUUUUGGAUGGUAGUAUAGAGAAAAUGAACGGAAUUGGUGGCAGACCAGACCAAUUGAGUUUAAAGAAUAGAGAAUCUAGUCCAGUCGAGGAUGAAGACGUAGAUCCUCCAAGUUACCACAAGGCUAUGGGAUAUUUGCAGCUUGAGGGAACGGUAAUGCAAGACGGUGACAUGGUACUGUUCGUUGCCGAGGACUUAGAAAACAAAAUUAAGCUGUCUAGUCCUGUGACAAAAAAGGGAGAGACACCGUCUUUCCCAGGCUCUCGCAGUUCCACUCCCUGUUUAUACAGGCAAGCUUUGACGCCACAGGUGCCUCUUCUCGAUCAUAAUGUAUUAAAUGAAUUAGAGAUGGAAGCAAGAAAGGUGGCCACCUCUGUGGAUGCGUUGACAGAAAACUUGGCAGCCAUUCUGCACAGUGCAUCUGCACUCACUGUAGGUUGUUUAGAAACAUAUAGGGAUGCUGUUUGUAAAACGUGCGACGCAGUGGAUCAUAAUAUCAAAUCAAUGUAUCAAUUAAUGGCAAAAUGUGAGGAAUUGUCAAAAUCUAUGGGUCCUAUAUAUAAGCUAGCCGAACAAAUGCAAGUAUUGAAAUAAUUGUGCAUAAAGUAUACAUAUGUUUCUGUAAUCAUAAUAAUACUUUUCUAUUUUUUAGUAAAGAGAUGA